GAUCUGAGCGCGUAGCGACGCUAGGUCUGUCGUAGCGUCUGACGCAACAGUCAUUUCCGAUUAACAAAACCGCAAUCUGGCGGCAGCGUCUGUGAAUCAUCCUGUAUAUACCCCGAGCAGAAGUUAUAGUGAUGUUGUAUACGCCGAGUGCGCUCUCGAUUCGCAUCACAUCAUUUUUCAGAGCCAGUUCACGUCAACCUUCCUGACUUCGCGCCAUUCAUUUUUUCCAAGCUUUCCCGCAGUUUACCAGCUAACUUGAUAUACUUGAUACGGUUUUAGCGCGCUGAAGAAGCUGCGACGCGAUUUUAUACGUUAGCGUGUGGUUUGUUUGGUUUCCAAACCGAAACAAGGGUAAACAGGCCGGGUUUACAAUAUAUGACGACUCACCGGCGGCGUCGACUUGCACAGAGUGCCGGCAUCGGCGGAGGCGGAGGCUCUUCCUCGACGACGGGGCCGAGCGGCGGCACCUCUUCCUCGUGGACAUCAUCUCCAGCGUGGUCCCCCAGCACCUGGACCGGUUGCAGUUCGGAGCACAGGCGCGCGUGCGCAGUAGCCGCCGCGGUGGCUCUAACACUCGCGCUCCUUGCCGAUGGGGCCGGCGGGGCCGCGCUGGCCCCCAGGAGGCACCAACAUCAGCACCAGCACCACGUUCACCACCAUCUCACCAAAAGGUCAUUUGCUGACCUCCGCUGUCGCGGUGUCUACGACAAGAGCAUCUUUGCACGGCUGGACCGCAUCUGCGAGGAUUGCUAUAAUCUGUUUCGGGAGCCCUCCAUACAUUCGUUAUGCAGGAAAAACUGUUUUACGUCAGAUUACUUCAAAGGGUGUGUAGACACUCUGCAAUUGUCAGACGAAACGGAUCAAAUUCAGGCCAUGAUAAAACAGUUACAUGGUGCAGAUCCUGGGGUCUAGGUACACUUUCAAAUUGAUGCACGAAAAAACUAUUCAGUCGUAACAUCUAACAUACUAACUUAUUUUUAGAACAAUACUUACAUAUAUCUAACUACAUAUUAUUAACAUUUGUAGUGCAUUUUCAUUCUUAAUAUACAUAGAACCGUGACGUAGAUUUUUGAGUACACGUACCUUAUGACGGUAUUUUUGUGUACAGUAUAAUUUUCCGUUUUAUGGCAUAAAUAACCACUAAAAGACGUGGCUUCAUGGACGUAUUAUGCCAGAGAGACAUUUUGAAAGUGUACAAAGUUUUUGCAUUAUACUGAAAAGCGUACGCAUAUUUUUGACACUUUUUGAAACAUAUAUUUUCCUAGGAUAAUGAUAAGGUGGAUGCGAGAAACACUAUUGAUCAAAAUACAACAGAUCAAAACAUUUUUACAAGUCAUGUAAAAAACAAACGUUCUUCCAUUUUCUUUGUAUCCAUAACACUUUAUUUAUGACGAUAUCUUAAAGUAGUGUAGGAUCAUGGAAUGACUGGUCUACAAUAUUUUUCUCGCACUCACUGAUAUCAUUUUGGAGAUAAUUUUGAUUUUUUCUGCGUCUACAGUACAAUAUUUCACAGAUUGUAUGAACACGCGAUUCAAACUGCGGUCUUUGUUAAAUUUGUGCAUGUUCUAUGCUUCUAUGUUGCAUCUUCAGUGUUUUUCAAAAAAAAAUCUUGUACUUAUUUUCCGAAUGAAUCAAGUUAGAAAACUGAAAUUCGGAGUAACGAGAUUAAUGCAUGAAUACUAAGUUUUAGCGUACAAGUGGCAGUUGAAAAUUCCAAGAUGGCGGCUAGGCGCCAUUUUGGAAUAUUUUCACCCAGUUUUGAGGCUCCUCAUAAGUACUACAUAGUAGUAUAGUAGUUAAAAAAGAAAGAAAAAGAUUGACAUAACAUAAAUUUUGAUGAUUAUUUGACAGCCGUCCGCCAUUUUGAAAGAUAGCGACUUGAAAUUCUAACGUUAAAAAUUACUUAUAAGGAGCUUCAAAAGAUUACCCCAGACAGCAUCUUGAAAUGUUCAGCUGUUCUUUUUACAUAGUCAAUUUCACCAUCCCGAGUUUCAGCUCCCGAACUUCACUUGUUCAAAAAAUAAGUAGGGGGCUUUCUGAAAACCACUGUAUAACCUCAUCCGGAAAGUACAAGAAUGGACUCUUGUAUUCCCUCUUUUUGAUUUUUGACCAGGUUACUUUUUGAAACGAUUUUUCCACACAGGAUUCGUACUAACAAUAUUUGUGGAUAUCUGCAUGCUGCUAUAAUUAUACGUUUUCUACUAAACUGGUUUUAUCACCUCUACAGGUACCACAGCAACCCUUUGCAUGCUGUAUAUCACGUAUUUUAUGAUAAUUCCUCUGAAGUAUAUUUUUGAAAUUGCGCGAAAAAGCGAAAAUGAAAAUAAACACACUUCAGCUAGAACAAUAAAUGGGAACUUAAAUAUGGAUUAAUUUAAAAAUAUACUUCAUAAAAAUAAACACGACUAACAUAUAAAUCAGACUUGAGAAAACAUUAUGUUCAUGUUGAUAGGGGAUAGCCAUAACAUAAUAUUUUCUUGAAUAUACUGGGUGUUUCAAAUUCAGCUGUCACCAUCAGGAUCUUGGAAACGAUAAAACAGGUACGAUGUCGGGUAAAUUCGAGCAUUUGUGUAACUAAGAAAACAUCACUGAGAAAGAUUCAAAAUCGGAAUGAUUUCGGAAAUAGACGAAAAAAACAAUAUCCCUAAUCAGGUCUAUACUUGUUCCUGACUUGGUUUGAGAUGCGGUAUCAAAAUAGUCUACAGAUUAACAUUGGCGCAUUUUAUCAUUUACAAAAUGACAUGCCUUCUCUUAUGAACGUCGUACUAGAGUUUUGCAUCUAGAGUUUUCAGUACUGACUCUAGUCAUGUAUAAUGCGACAU
Messenger RNA from Acanthoscelides obtectus, 2822 nucleotides. NCBI's taxonomy places the organism in Eukaryota, Metazoa, Arthropoda, Insecta, Coleoptera, Chrysomelidae. The record is from the annotation of a GenBank genome assembly.